AUGAGGUUUAAGAAGGGAACUAAAGUCGAAGUGUUGAGCAAAUCAUCAAUCCCAUCUGGUGCUUGGAGGUCUGGAGAGAUAAUAUCAGGAAAUGGACAUUACUACACUGUCAUGUACGAUGAUAGCAAUGAUGUUACACAGAGAGUACCGAAGAAGAUUAUGAGGCCUGAGCCUCCUACUGUACAAGUCACAGCUCCUUGGGCUCGCGGUGACAUUGUUGAGGUUUUGGAAGGUUGUUCGUGGAAGAUGGCAAUCGUUUCCAAGGUUUUGGAGAAAGGCUGUUUCUUGAUUAGAUUGCUUGGUUCCUCACUGAAGAUCAAGGCUAACAAAUCCGACAUUCGUGUUAGACUGUCUUGGCAAGACAACGAGUGGAUCAUGAUUGGGCAGGGUACAUCGAGGCUAAGCGCACAGACUUCAACAGGAAAGUUAAGGAGAAAGGUGAAUCCAAAAGGUAACUAUGUUUCAUCUGAGAGCAAAGACAAGCUUGACGAGUCUGAUGUUCUUUUGCCAAAAACUCCAAAGAAACGGACCUACACUUUGGUUGAACCAAACAAUCAAACUAGAGCAGAGGAAGAAGAAGAAGAAGAAGAUAGAGAGAGUGUUGCGUCUUCUGUUGGUAGCUGUUGCAUGGAUAUGGAUGGUGGUGUAAGUAGUGUCUCUUUCAGUCCCAUCGAAACCGGUAACUCUAGCGACACAGAGUCGUCUUCUUGCGGCUACGGAAGGAUCAAGAUGAAGAAGUUCAGGGUUCCAAGAAAAGUCUCAGAUGCUGCUGCUGAUGUUCAUAAGUUAGAGUUGGAUGAAUACCGAAGCAGCAUCGAGAGAUUGCACGCAUCUGGACCAAUCAUAACCUGGGAGCAAGAAACUUGGAUCACAGAUCUCCGUCUCAGGUUGAACAUUUCGAAUGAAGAACAUCUAAUGCAGAUAAAACACCUCAUCUCCGAUGAUCACAGUACAGCUUACAGAUAG
Microthlaspi erraticum is the source of this 966-nucleotide messenger RNA. The record is from the annotation of a GenBank genome assembly. NCBI's taxonomy places the organism in Eukaryota, Viridiplantae, Streptophyta, Magnoliopsida, Brassicales, Brassicaceae.